UAAAAAACCAGCAAGGUGGACAGUAGCGAUAGCGGACUGCUUCCGUGUGUAUAGCUAGGGGUGGUGUGAGGGGACGGACCUGUGGGCGUCUGUGGAGUUUACCUGGUGCCUUCCCUGCAGAGUUCCUUAGGCCAGGUACACGGAGCGGCAGUGGGGGGAUUCCCAGUUUUGCAGAACUUGGUCAUGUCCGUCGGGAGUGACUUUGGAACGAAAUGCAAGCGACAGCCUUCGAUUGAAAUUGCUGAAGAGAGCUUGUUUACCCGCCAGACGACUGUACAGGAGGCAGAUGACCUUAACGAUGUUGAAUAUGAACGUCUUCUGACCUCCCCAUUCAACCUAAGCGCGUUUCGGCAGCACCAUGAAGUUUUGCCAAUCUCUGACAAAAAUGAAUUCAUAUCCGAUGAGGCCUUUGAACGCUUUUCUAUUUCGCGUGCGCCAGAGAGAUUUGAGAUUAUGGCUCGCCUAGCAAAGGAUGACCGUCGAUCAGAGACAGGCGAGUCACGAAUAUUGGGAACUUGGACAGAACCUGUAUCUACGGACACAAUUUCUCACUCUGCGCGUGCAGCUGAUACGACGUGUAACUUGAGAGUAGAAAGCUCAUCCUGUCUGGAAGCACCGUCAUCUUUAAGACAGCCUGAGGAGGCUUCAUCCAAAUCAGCUGUCCGUCAGAGUGAUGUUGACCAAGCGGUCAAUCUCACAUUGGAUCGUGCGGAUGAUGAAAGACUGUACCACAAAAAUAAUUCAAGUGAUAGGCCCAGAGCCGAUACCGAACGGCCAGCAGAGAUCCCGGUCGCUACCCCUAUAUCCAGCCUGUGUUUAGAGGAGCAUGCGCACUUCCUCCGCCUGCAGCAUAUGCAAAAGACAAAUCCGGACUCCAUGAGCCAGGGAGACAGGGAAGCCUAUGCGAGUUUAUCGGCACGCGUCAAGGAAGAGCAAGAGCUAUAUUAUUUGGUUGACAAGAACUUGACCAUCGGCAUCAAAGAAAGGCUAGGGUACAUAAACCACAAGAUAGAGCGCGGGAUCCAGGAACUACAAAGACGUAGGCACGCAGCAGCUUUGAAGUAUCCUCGGUAUUACCUUGACCACCGUACACUAUCGAUCGCACCGAGUACGUCCCCGCACAAAAGUGUGGCAUUCCGGUUUUUGAAAAUAGUGCAUCAGAAAGGCAAAUGCCAUGCGCUUGCGCUUCCUUCAAUGAAAGCCCCAGUCACAAUGUCAAACUCGCAGGCUUGUGUUGAUCCACAGAAUUCCAGCCAAGCUUGCAAAUGGUGUCAUCGGUGCAAGCCUCCCGUGAGCACGGACCCCGUCGCUCAAAGGUUAGCGGCGGAACAUGACAUCGAUAUGGUCAUUUCAUCGAGUACUUUGUCAGCACUUGCAUCUAUGGGCGCGUCUCAAGUGCGAGAAGUUGAACUUCCUGUUGUCGUCAAGGAGGUGAUGAGCAAUCUGAAUGACGCUGAAAAAGGACGCUCGGUUGUAUAUUUCGACAAACCCUGUGCGUGCAAUGACAUAGGGCGACGUGAACAAAAUGAUAAAUUCUUUAAGAACCAGAUGAAGGCGCAGUUUUUGAACAUUCAAGGGGCCGACGCGACAGUUUUCUCGGAUGUCUUGAUGACCGAUCAGUCACAAAAAAAUGGGCAAAACGAGGAGGGCGAAGUGGACGCCUCAAACGAGAUUGAUGUUACCGGUACUGACCAAAACGACAACUUACAGUAUGCUGUGUGGGAACUUGGUGCGCUACGGCUCCUUGUCAGGUAUACAAUUCAUGGUUGGAUCCCUGAAAAACGGUCUGGACAGAAGCGAUAUGCGUAUGUGCAAUCAAAGAUGGAAUAUCAGCUAGAACGAGGGUUGGAGCAGCUUACGAACGAGGAAUCGAUUCGAUUAUGGAUCAAGUUGCUAAUCCGCCCCGAAAGUCAGUUGGUACUGGUGCGAUUUAACCCUAUGAACUCACAAUUGGUGCACAUAGAGCGGGGAUCACUGGAAGAUAUGGCUGUCGAGACCAGCUGGCCUUUGGCCUUCAGCCAAUAUUUGCAUGAUAUUUUGACUUCGACAAAGAGCUUGAGCCUCGGGACAUACCUGAUCUGGCACGGCAAAGGAGCAGAUCACCUCACUAUCAAGAAAAGCGUCUCAUUUGACCGCGCGUCGGACAUACCGUACGAAGCACGACUAAAACUUUACGACUUGCACGGCAAACAUCAAGAUAUCACUCUUCGAGCGGACGAAGCAUCAUACAUACCGCUGGAAUGGAAAGGGAGUCUGGAUUUACCAUUGCAAAUCCCCUAUACCUUCACGCCAAUACCCAAAGCGAGCAUACCUUCCCGAAAACCUGUACUACCAAUAAAAUGGUGUCGAGCUUAUAGGUUCAAUAAACAAUGUCAGGAUACGAGUUGCCAGUUUGCUCAUCUGUCAGACAGCGAGGUGCGGCGACUCCAAUGUACCCCGACCUCCCCAUUUGUCAGUCGGUGGAUGGACCAAAUGUUGGGAAAGCAAGCAGUCGCAAUACCGCAGAAUAGACAAGGUCGAUAAAUUGUACAUAAACAAAGCACGCUGUUGUAUGAUUUGAUUUUGGUUAUGGCACAUGAAGGACCCUGCAUUCCAGCAAGAAACGUUUAAAAUUUCAUGGGAAAUGUAAUCCAAAC
Messenger RNA from Spizellomyces punctatus DAOM BR117, 2636 nucleotides. RefSeq lists its product as uncharacterized. The record is from RefSeq and is a predicted model, not a curated record. Bases 184 to 2523 code for a protein of 779 amino acids. The transcript is spliced from 11 exons. Gene Ontology annotation, biological process: snRNA transcription by RNA polymerase II; snRNA transcription by RNA polymerase III; positive regulation of transcription by RNA polymerase III. Gene Ontology annotation, cellular component: transcription elongation factor complex. NCBI's taxonomy places the organism in Eukaryota, Fungi, Chytridiomycota, Chytridiomycetes, Spizellomycetales, Spizellomycetaceae.